Aquila chrysaetos chrysaetos is the source of this 4029-nucleotide messenger RNA. RefSeq names its product macrophage immunometabolism regulator-like. The record is from RefSeq and is a predicted model, not a curated record. Gene Ontology annotation, biological process: negative regulation of cytokine production involved in inflammatory response; negative regulation of fibroblast migration. Bases 985 to 1653 code for a protein of 222 amino acids. The transcript has 2 exons. NCBI's taxonomy places the organism in Eukaryota, Metazoa, Chordata, Aves, Accipitriformes, Accipitridae.
UAAAUUUUGUUCUUGGUCCAUCUGAAUGCUACCUCAUGUGAUGCAACAGUUUAAUAUUUUCUCUAUUGCUUUUUUGUGUCUUAGAAUAGUUUGGUAUCCAUCUCAAGGAAUAGCAGGAGUUUGUGAAGAAUGUCUACAAUUCAUUGGUACCUUUCAUGAGCUUUAGCUCUAGUUUUAAUCUUGCUGUGACUUUUUUCCCCCUUUUCCAUCUCUACAAACAUGGUAUCUGUCUGCGUCUGUGACUAUUCUAGGGGACCUUCAAGAGCAUAGUGAAGUGACAUGUUUUUAAGCCCUUUCAGCUGAAUACAAAAUUGUCAUAUGGUUAAGAACAACCAUGUAGAAAAUUGAGAGGGUGACUCUCGGCACAAGUUGGUGGGAGACAACUCCCCACCACUGUGUUUGUAAUCUGGGGCUGGCAGUGCAUAUAGCAGGAUCACCAGCUCACACUGGAAGAGCCUUUAAGCCGCAUACAGGUCAAGGUCUAUAGGCUAGCUGCCCCUGCUCUAGAUAGUGCAAUGUGGCACCUUUGUAGAUACUCUUACAUAGCUCAGUUUUAACCUGACUUUUCCCUUUCAACUAAAUAUUUUACUUUUUUUAUUGCACAUUGGAAAUCAUUAUUUCCCAAACCCUUUGCUCUAUAAGUACAUGAUUCCAACAGCAUGUUUUGGUGACAGCAAAAGAAAAUGGAAUUUCCAAGUAUUCAUAAUAUAUGUGAGUAGUACAGGGACAACUUUUAGCCAAGAUGUAACAAAUACCCCACCCCCAACUUCUGAUGAAAUACCUGCCCCUGCAGACAGCCAGUUGUAACAUUUGCUCCGGAUGUCACGCCCCUCUUUCGGUCACAUGGUUUGUUGUGAUUGGCUGGAAGCAUCCAUUACCACACGGGCCGCGAGCGCAGGGGAGGGGGGUUUAUUUUCACCCUUAGCCCUAGCGAGUGUAGUGGACGGUACCGUACUCUGAGCUUUUGUUUUCUCUUCUUGCUGCAUGUCGGAGUUCCGCCGCCCUGGACUGCAGGAGAAUAGUACAUUGCUUAAAAUGGAUAUAAAUGGAGAGUCCAGAACUACCAUAUCUACCCUCCCUGUACCUCUUGCAGAGGUCAGUUCUGCAGGCAAAGCAGAAGCAGAGAAACCACGAUGUUCCAGUACCCCCUGCUCACCAAUGCGACGGACAGUUUCAGGCUAUCAGAUCCUUCGUAUGGAUUCUAACUACCUGGUUGGCUUCACAACUGGAGAGGAGCUGCUAAAAUUAGCCCAAAAGUAUACAGGAAAUGAAGAUAAUAAAGGGGAAUCCAGGCCUAACUUGCACUCUAAACAGCUUGAUUCAGGACUUGCAUGUUCCUCCCGUUUGUACAAAACUAAAAGUAGGUACUAUCAGCCAUAUGAGAUCCCAGCAGUAAAUGGGAGGAGGAGGAGACGGAUGCCCAGCUCAGGGGAUAAAUGCACUAAGGCUUUACCAUAUGAACCUUACAAGGCACUUCAUGGUCCCCUGCCUCUUUGCCUUUUAAAAAGUAAAAGGGCUCACUCUAAAUCCCUGGACUACCUCAAUUUAGACAAAAUGAGCAACGAGGAACCUGCUGACACAGACAUGCUACAAUACCAGCUCCAACACCUUACCCUUAGAGGGGACCAUAUGUUUGCAAGAAAUAACACAUGAACUAUGAACUAUAAUCUAGAAUUUAGAACCAGUUUCUGGUUAUUUCUCUGUUGCUGCAAAAAUCCACUGUCAUAUUGUGCACAUGACUGUCCACAUUGUAGGGGUUAUCAGCUAAAUGUUAUCAAAAAGUAAUUUAUUUGAAUAGAAUUUUGACAGUGCAUUGUGUUACAAACACUUGGAGGGAAAAAAAUCUUUCCAGAGCAAGCAGCUUCUAAUGCAAAUUUGACUGCAGCUGAUGGAUAUUUCUUUGGACACCUUUUAACAAAGAAAAGGCUUUUGGUUUUUGGAUUUGGGUUUGGUUUAUUUUGUAGUUAUCUAGUAUUUAUGGUCAUUUAAUACUGAAAAAUUGAUGGUCUGCUUGGUUGUUGAUAAUUUUGACUUGACGUUAGAAAUUGCUCUUGGAUAAGUACUUAAGUUAUCUUUUUGUUUCUUACUGUAUUCUACAAUAAAAUGUAUGUAUGAUUUUUUACUUUAUGGGAAGGAAUGUGAGCUUGGCUAAAUUGGAUCACUUGUUAUUUUAAACCAUCCCAUGCAAACAUUUUGAAACUGGGUUUGCAGUGGUGGCGAGGAAGAAAUUCACUCAUAAAAUAAACCUUUGUUCAUUUGCUACUUUAAACCUAUUAAAUUAUUUUUUAGUUUCUGCAUGGAAGUAAUUGUUUUGCCUCCUCUGUUUUAUAAAACUAGUUUGGAAUAAGUAUUUGGAAUAUUAAAAAAUAUUUCUGAGAGUGAAGGGUUUGGGUUUUUUUUGUUAAUAUGACUUAUUUUUUAUGUUGUCUUGACAUGUAAACAAGGAUUCACUUCAGAUUCCGGUAAAUGCACUAGAAUGUCUGCAUCAGUAUAUCAAUAAAGUUUUUAAUUUUAAUUCAUGAUUUCUAUAUAGUAUAGUAAUGGAAGAUGUCAAAUAUCUCUAGCAUUGCUUUGGAAAUUUAGUCUAUUUGAAGCACUGAACACUUUUAUUAAGAUCCGGAAGACAGAUUUUUAGAUGGAGUGCAAGUGAAGUGUUUCUAUAUCAGCCCUGAAGAGCUGAUUCUGGAUUAUUCAACAGAGUAGAUUGAAUACACUGGCUUAAUUUGUUGCUUAAGAAUUUUUUGUCCAAAUAUGACAUCAAAUGCAGUUUUGACAGCUGUAUUCUUAGAUAUAUUUAAAACAUGUUAGUAACUUAUGCUUAAAAAUUUAAAAAAGUUUUUAGACAUUUUUAGGUGCAAUCUAUUACUGAAGUAGUGUGCAACUUGGUUUUGGUUUACUUAUUUAGAAGUUAAAAUUAAGAUCACGUUGUUUAUAACUUAUUUGAUCAGUUGUUUCUGGUACAAUUCAGGGUUUUUUUGUUUCUCCUUCAGAAUGAAUAGCAAGCACUAGUCAGUGCAUGUGUUGUGGAGAAUUAAGAGUUCUUUUCAUUCUGCCACUUACUCCACAAUUGUAACUGAAGGCAGUGAAGAGGAGCCCAGUAGACUAUGUUUUACUGGUUUGGUUAAUGUUUUCUGGCUUAUUAGAAUAUUUAAAACUGAUGUGUAUUUUAAAGAGUUAACUGCACCUCUGUAAAUUUAAUGUAUUGAACAAUGAUCUCUAAAGUAAACUUUUCCUAUGUAGUCUGAAAAACAGAAUAUGGUCAGAUGCCAAAGAGAUGGAAGUUUUGUCUAAUGAAUAAACACCACUAUUUAUUGAAAUGCCCUAUGAAAAUGUAUUUCUGGCUGAAAAAUAAAAAAAAGUAAUAUAAAUACCUAUUUUUGUGGAGUCUUUUGCUGUGUAGAAUAAUGAGGACAUUUAAAAAUACAACAUCAGACCAGGAAUCAUUAAAUCUUGAAAGCAGGAAUCUUAUACUUCUGUGAAAUAUUUAGACAGUUAGGAUUCUUCUGUUGUUUCAGGAAAUCAGACAUACAAUUGUUAGUACAUUUUUUGCAUAUUGUUACUUUGGUCCUGUGCAGUAAUUGUAUAGUUACAUCUAUAGAGAGGCUGGUGGCUGUCUUGCCAAGUUCAAACAUGAAAAAUUUGUUAGUACUUUUUCUGUCUCGUGGCUUGCUUGUGAAAGUGAUUGCACCUGAUAACAUUGCUUAACUGUUUUACACUUGCAGUUACACUUGCAUAGUACAUAAUCAUUCAAGAGCCAUAUUUUUUUAAGUUGGAUUGGUAAUGUUCUUAAUUACAGCUCUUAAAUUCAUAUAGUGAUUUCCUGUUUUUACUUCUAAAAGAAGCAAAAUCUCAGACAUAAGAAAGCUUUUAAUCUUCUCAUUUUUUAUAAUUAUGUCUUACAUUAAUCUAUUAAAAUUAAAGGCAAGAUGGUUCUUUAGACUACUAAAAUGAAAUUGAAUGUGAACAAUACUGACUUCUCAAACUGAGAUCUUUACUAAAUAUCAGGCUCUGGACAUUAUUGCGGCCUUU